AUGACACUUGUCCAUUAUCCAACCGGUACCACCACUAAAUCACCGACAAUGUUACAAAAAGAAGCCACAAAUUAUAAAUUCAAUAAAAAUAUACCCUUAAGAAUAUACCUAAAAACAUGUAUCACAUUAAUAGAGAAAGCACAAUCAUUCUUUAUUGGCAAUGAUAUCGAAAAUGCAUGUUUAUAUUAUAUGAGAUAUUUAGAUUUAUCCAUGGCUAAAUUACCAACACAUCCCGAAGUAUUGUACAACAUUUCCAGUACUUGCGGUCAUAGUAAUAAUAACUUAGAAUUAUCCCAAAAGGAAUAUCAACAGAUUUUAAAAUUAGAAGUUCCUGCCAUUAUAAAAAUUGUAGAAGAUUUACAAAAGGAAUUAGAUUCUAGACGGAAAAUGGAAAAUAUGAAAAAAUAUAUUUCCGCGGAGCCGUGUUUACUAAGAAAUAAUAAAAAUAAGACUAAUAAAACCACCAUUACAAGUGAAGACAAAUGCCUAAACAAUACAACUACCAAAAAAGUACCAAAACAUACCACCUCAAUGGCAGAUAGUCGCAGCAAAGAACAAGAUAAGUGUAACGCUAAACGGGAAGUUACAUUGCCUGCCACAUUUAAUGAAAGUUUGUUCAAUUAUUCAAUAAAUUAUUUUAAACAACAUUCGACUCCUAGUGGUGGCAACAUUUUUAACGAGGAAAGCAGUAACAAUCACAGAAAAAACAAACAUAAUACUAAUAAUAAUGUCAAGGACACUUCAUACACUGAAUGUUACUAUCCAUCGUUAACCAAAAUAAGUGGUAGUAUUGUUGUUAAUAAUGGCAAUAACGGAAUUAUAGACCUAAACAACAAGAGUAAUGUCAACGUUACUGAUAAUAUUAUUACAACUAACAAUAACCAUGGUAGAUAUAUCAAUAGUAAUAAAAAUGGUAACAAUCAUGUCCAGAGUGUAUUUGCUUAUCCAGAAUUACCGAAAUUAUCAUCAUCCACUAUGUAA
Messenger RNA from Saccharomycodes ludwigii, 981 nucleotides. It is a transcript of the gene RFU1, whose product is annotated as Rfu1p. The transcript has a single exon. The record is from RefSeq and is a predicted model, not a curated record. Gene Ontology annotation, biological process: protein K63-linked deubiquitination. Bases 1 to 981 code for a protein of 326 amino acids. Gene Ontology annotation, cellular component: membrane; endosome. Lineage: Eukaryota; Fungi; Ascomycota; Saccharomycetes; Saccharomycodales; Saccharomycodaceae. Gene Ontology annotation, molecular function: K63-linked deubiquitinase activity.